This is a messenger RNA of Aspergillus neoniger CBS 115656, 1397 nucleotides long. Its product is annotated as putative C2H2 finger domain protein. Gene Ontology annotation, cellular component: nucleus. Gene Ontology annotation, molecular function: transcription coregulator activity. Lineage: Eukaryota; Fungi; Ascomycota; Eurotiomycetes; Eurotiales; Aspergillaceae. Gene Ontology annotation, biological process: regulation of transcription by RNA polymerase II. Bases 285 to 1397 code for a protein of 370 amino acids. The record is from RefSeq and is a predicted model, not a curated record. The transcript has 3 exons.
CCACCUCAUUCCAUGCGAUAUGUGAAACCUCCCGUAAAUCUUGAAAUAUGAAACGCUUCCCAGCAGGUUUCACUCCCUCUCGCUUCAAGUGCAUGCCUUCCUAUUUAGGCAGGUGUCUUCUAGGGUGACUUCCAUUCAUCGCCAUUUCAGUGAAUUUCGCAGACUUUGACCAGCACACUCUUCUAACCUCCCUGUUCAAAACUACAUCUAUCCCCUCCGAUCAUUCGACACUCAAUCCGCAUCUACUUGACAAGUUACUUGACAAGUUACUUGACGAGUUCAAGAUGUCCACUCAAGGAUUUAACCCCAGGGUGCCCUGCACCUACAAGGAGUGCAGCGGUGUCUUUACAUCGGCAGGGGAGAUGAAGAGGCACAAGGCGAACGAACACGACUAUUGCAGCCGUUGCGACGAGGAUUUCCAGGAUGAUGAGUAUCUCCUGCUCCACAAGAUCAAGAGUGACAAGCAUAUCGUGUGUGUAGUUUGUGGGAUCGAUUUUCGCAGCGAGGGCGGUAGAGACCUUCAUACCCGUCAGCAACACCGAACUCCGCAGACCCUGACCUGUUACGGCUGCGGGCAGAAGUUCAAAAUGGCAGGUGCCAUGGUAAAUCACGUCGAGAGCGGCGACUGCCCAAACAUCCCCUUGUCCAGUCUCCUACAGGAACAGUCAAAGAGACUUCUCUUCCGAGAGGCACUUAAGACAGGUAACGAGGGUGAGAGCGCUGAACCCGACGGCCAAGAUGACAACGGGGGAGUCCAUAUUGACCAGGACCUUUUGGAGAUGGACCCUGACGACGAGGCCACUCAAACUAUUGUGGGCGGGGUGAGCGGUCUAUCACUUGACAACAACGUUCCGGAACCGAAGAGCAAGUCGUCGAUGGCUUCUCCGUCUUUGGUGAGCGAGACGAGAGAACAAUCAGCAUCGGCCGGAAAGAGCGCGAGGCCAUCGAGCCUAACUCCAGGCCCAAGCAACUCCUUCGGCAUUGACCACAUUGACGCAGGACACACUCUUCGGGCGCUGGACCGGAACUGGGACCCCACCGUAUACUUCAGUUCCUUCAACGGAAAGUUUAUCUGUCCCUGUAAGGCUGAAUUCUCCAGCAUGAGAGACUUUGAGGAGCAUGUCGUAACGAAGACCAACCAGAACAGAGGCAUUCAGUGCCCUGGAUGUCUUCGCAUCUUUCGAACGGCGGCUGCCCUGGUGGCUCAUUGCGAGUCGGCCAGUACUCGAUGCAAGGUGAACCGGGGGCUUCAGUUCAGUCAAGUCAUCAACGACAUAAGUGGAGGACUGGUCAGGUCUGUUGGUCUGUUCGCGGAUGGUAGCGUGGAGUACGGGCCUGGCACGAUGGGUCCGAAGCAGGUGACAUAUGAGAAAGAGCAGCGUAGUUUGAUGGACUAA